This is a messenger RNA of Phragmites australis (common reed), 1457 nucleotides long. Its product is annotated as probable ubiquitin-like-specific protease 2B. The record is from RefSeq and is a predicted model, not a curated record. Gene Ontology annotation, molecular function: cysteine-type peptidase activity. Gene Ontology annotation, biological process: proteolysis. The coding region runs from base 180 to 1028 and encodes 282 amino acids. The transcript has 9 exons. Lineage: Eukaryota; Viridiplantae; Streptophyta; Magnoliopsida; Poales; Poaceae.
ACCAACCGUCGCGUCCCCCAGAAAAGGCAGGGAGGACCGGAGGAGGCAGGAGGGAUGAAGCAGCGAGCGAAAGCGAAGCCCCCCCUUCCCCAAAAUUGAUCUCCCUCCUCCCGAGAAUCCGCCGGGCCCAGCACUCGGAAUCGAUCGCCAUUCCCCCGGGGGAGAGGGGGCAGGCCGCGAUGGGCCGCCGCGGCCACGGCGAGGCGCCCAUCGACCUCGACAGCGACAACGAUGAGCACAAAAGCAAGCAGCCUCGAACAACUAGAGGAACAGCAGUGAAGGCGUUUGGGAGAUCCAAAAAUGCAUUGCCCUCCUUUUAUGAUAACCUUCCCCAAAAUAGUAGCACACGCAAUGCAUCUAGCAGGAGGAACAAGACAAAUCAAGACAAGUUGGAUACUGAUAUUUUUGAAUUAUACAUGGAGUAUCUUUGGAAGCACAUUGAUGAAGACAAGAAGAGUGCUUAUACAUACUUCGAUUCUUUAUGGUUUCACAUGUACAACAAGGGGCUUAAUAAAUCAAAUAUCCUUAAGUGGAUAAAGGCUAAGAAAAUAUUUUCAAGAGAAUAUGUUUUUGUUCCCAUUGUUUGUUGGGGACACUGGAGCCUCCUUGUCUUAUGCCACUUUAACGAGACAAACUACUCGGAUGCUAAGAAAGGACCACGCAUGAUAUUGCUGGAUUCACUUAAUACGACAGAUCCGACAAGGUUGCAAUCAGACAUCAGAAGAUUCAUUGUUGAUAUUUACAAAACUGAAGAGCGGGAAGAAAGCAAACAGUUCAUAAACAAAAUUCGUCUUGAGUUUCCCAAGGUGCCACAGCAAAAUGGAGAGGACUGCGGGAUAUAUGUUCUAUAUUUCAUCCAUUGUUUUCUUCAAAACAAAAACCUGGUCGAAGUUCUUCAAAACAAAAAAUUGGAAGAAGAUUUCGGCAAGCUGUUUGAUGAUGUCUGGUUUAAUCUAGAGGAACUAGAGAACUUCCGCAAGGAUAUUCAUUCAUUCCAAGCGAAUCGGAAUAACAAAACCGCAGAGUAGGGUAGGUGGCGAGUUUGCACCAAGCAUAUGGAGUUGGUAACAUCAUACAAUAUCUUAGUGUAUACAAAUUGCUGAGUAUCAUCUUCCCUGGUGGCACAUUCCGAGGAUAUUUGAAGGUUGUUGAGAAUCUGUUGGUAGUGCAGUUUAUGCAUUCAAGAGGGAGAUGGAUAGUUGUCCAAGCAUAGAGCUUCAUUGACAGUUAGCUCCUAGUUCGGCAGACUGACUCUAGAGAUGUUCCCUUAAAAAGGUUGAGAUAUUAUUACAUUUGUCGUAUUUAAUGAUUAAACUUUGUAGUUAUACAUUAUUAGGAGCUGCUAGGUGAGAUUAUACUUACCAUCACCCUUUCGGAUAUUUUUUAGCAGGGGUGCAUACUAUGUAUCAAUGUAUUCGCAUUAUAGAGAUGUUGUAUUUUACCCCUUCUGGGUUAUA